Sinocyclocheilus grahami is the source of this 853-nucleotide messenger RNA. Its product is annotated as WSC domain-containing protein 1. The transcript is spliced from 2 exons. The annotation marks the transcript as partial. NCBI's taxonomy places the organism in Eukaryota, Metazoa, Chordata, Actinopteri, Cypriniformes, Cyprinidae. The record is from RefSeq and is a predicted model, not a curated record.
GCGUCUAACUGCUUUCUAUUUUCCCACCAGGUUCCCCGAAGUCUUUGAGCCGUAAGAGCUACAAGUACUUCUGUCAUCAAGGGGAUGUAACGCCACAGUCAAGUUUUCACUUAAUCCUCUCACAGGUAAACGGUGGGACAUUUUGCUGGAGGAAUUUUGCACUCAAAGAGUUUUUAAACAGAAUGUGAAUAAGGUAUCACUGGUAGAGCUUGCUAGAGAAUGAAGCACCUGGAAUUGGUCUCUGCCUUUUUUGUUGGAACAAUGGCAGCAUUAAAUCGUAGACUCAGGUUUUUUUUCCACUAACCUGGAAGGAGGGCAACAUGGCAAAGCCCUUCUACAGGCUUCAGCACUUCUUGCGACGGACUCAGCUGCUCUUCUUGUUCCUCGGUGUCGCAUAUAUUAUGGCUGGAAGUGUCCUUCUUCUGCAGAGACAUGGAUUGGUGGUGUCACAGCGUGGGACGAGCAGUUACUUUCCAUUGCCGUCUUUGCCAUCUCCUCCCAGGGCCCUGGAGGCACCUGCCUUCAAGACAAGUUAUGGAAUAAUGGGCGCUCGGGUCACCAGAAAGGGGGUGGGAUACCAAACCAUUUUAUCCGAAGACAAUGCUGGACCACAAUGGCUGAUCUCACGAAACCAGGAGAUCCGAUAUCUGAGACGCCGCUGGUUCCACAGCCUUAUGUCCGAACAGGAAGCAUCCAGAGUGGAGAAAGUUCUUCCGAAAAGAAAAAUCCGACACAAAGGCACAUACAUCGGCUGCUUUCUGGAUGACGCCAAAGACCGGACGCUAAAAGGGAUGGUGUUUUAUGACUUCCGGAAAAUGACCAGCACCUUGUGUCAGGACACCUGCAUGGAAAG